AUGGAACGCUUUGUCCGUGUUCCCUAUGGCUCAUACCAGGGCUAUGGGAAUACAAUGCCUUUGGGCCAGCCAGGACUCUAUGAGCACAGACAGCCUGAAUGGAGGCGAAACACUGGUUCCCCCACUUUCCUGGCCAGGACUGGGUUGGUGGUGCCCUCAAAUGCCUCUGAGUACUGCAUGGACCCUUCUAAGAGGGAGCGGCUUAUGGCCAUUCUCUCCCAGAUGAACCCCACCCUGCGACUUUGCAAGGCCAACACCAGGGAGGUGGGCGUGCAGGUGAGCCCACGGGUGGACAAGUCCGUGCAGUGCUCGCUGGGUUCUCACACCUUGCACAGACACUCCCCGUGGGGCAGCACAGGCCACAAGUUACCCCUGCUGGCCUGGGGAAUCUAUUCACCAGCGAUAGGUCGCAGGAACUUGAUCCAGCUGCAGAAGGAGGGGGAAGAGCAGGAGACAAAGGCACUUUUGGAUCCUGCAGAGGCCAGCCAGCAGCAGCAGCAGUCACCACCAAUGCCAACGUCUGAAGAGGACACACAGGAGGAGCUUAGGCAUCCUGAGUUGGGGGAGAAGAUGAAGCAGACACAGAGAGUCGGCAGAGCAGAUCUGCUCAGAAAACCCAACUUCCAGUUUUUGGACCCCAAAUAUGGCUAUUUUCACUGUAAAGAUUGUAAGACCAGAUGGGAGAGUGCUUGUGUGUGGUGCAUUUCCAGAACUAACAAGGUUUAUUUCAAACACCUGUGUUCCAAAUGCCAAAAGAGUGUUAACCCUUAUCGAGUAUAAGCAGUCCAAUAUCAGACCUGUUCCAAGUCUUGUUGUUCCUGUCAUCAAAAGAAAAGAUGCAUUGAUCUAAGGAAGCCGCACUGACAGAAACUGUGUGGCUGCUGCGAAGAUGAGAGCUUCUCCUGUGACCAUACUUACAGCUUUAAAUCCACCAUGUGA
Messenger RNA from Hyaena hyaena (striped hyena), 939 nucleotides. It is a transcript of the gene ZAR1L, whose product is annotated as zygote arrest 1 like. Gene Ontology annotation, cellular component: cytoplasm. The record is from RefSeq and is a predicted model, not a curated record. Gene Ontology annotation, molecular function: mRNA base-pairing post-transcriptional repressor activity. Lineage: Eukaryota; Metazoa; Chordata; Mammalia; Carnivora; Hyaenidae. Gene Ontology annotation, biological process: translation.